This is a messenger RNA of Pneumocystis murina B123, 1770 nucleotides long. RefSeq lists its product as hypothetical. The coding region runs from base 1 to 1770 and encodes 589 amino acids. The transcript is spliced from 5 exons. Gene Ontology annotation, molecular function: nucleic acid binding; RNA helicase activity; ATP binding. Lineage: Eukaryota; Fungi; Ascomycota; Pneumocystomycetes; Pneumocystales; Pneumocystaceae. The record is from RefSeq and is a predicted model, not a curated record. Gene Ontology annotation, cellular component: nucleolus.
AUGGAUAAAGAACAUGAUAAUAAAUACAAGGAAAAUAGUGCAAAUGCGCACAAUACAUUCUCAUCAUUCUGUUUGGAUCCUCGAAUUGUACGAGCAGUUUUAAAACUGGGGUUUCGUAGUCCUACUUAUGUUCAAAGCCAAGUAAUUCCUUUAGCUUUAGAAGGAAAAGAUAUUUUUGUACAGGCACGUACAGGAUCAGGAAAGACGGCCGCUUAUUUAAUUCCUAUUAUUGAGAAUAUUUUGAAAAAUAAAGAAUCUCAAAAACAAUCAGAGACAAGAUCAUUAAUAAUUGUUCCUACUAGGGAACUUUCUAAUCAAGUUACGAAUAAUAUUAAGGAACUUACAUUUUAUUGUGGAAAAGUUAUAAGGGUUGUUAAUUUGGCAGCUAAUAUUUCAGACAAUGCAGCAAGAAUAUUGAUAUCUGAGUGUCCUGAGAUAGUAGUUGGUACGCCAUCUAGAAUUAUAGUUCAUCUGAAUGCCUCAAAUCUUCAUAUCCAAGAAAGUUUAUUGCAUUUUGUUAUUGAUGAGUUUGAUUUAAUUUUAUCAUAUGGAUAUUCAGAAGACUUUGAUAAUAUUAUGAAAUAUAUACCUAAAAGGGUUCAGAUGCUCUUAACUACUGCUACAUUUACUGAAGAUCUUGAUAAAUUAAAAAAAGUGAUUUGUAAAGAUCCUGUUAUUUUAAAAUUAGAAGAAAAAGAUUCAUAUUCUAAUCUUUCACAAUAUAGUGUAAGAUGUAGUGAAGAUGAAAAAUUUCUUCUUAUAUAUGUUAUACUUAAACUUCGACUUAUAAAAGGAAGAAUCAUUAUAUUUGUUAAUAAUAUAGAUAGAUGUUACAAGGUAAAAUUAUUUUUGGAACAGUUUGGUAUUAGGAGUUGUGUUUUGAAUUCGGAACUUCCUAUUAAUUCUCGUUUACAUACUAUUGAGGAAUUUAAUAAAAACGUAUAUGAUAUCAUAUUAGCAACAGAUGAAAACAAUUUAUCAAAAGAAUCUGAUUCUAUAGAUGAUAUGCAAGAAAAUAUAAAUAAUGAAUCAACUAAGAUAAUUUCAAAAAAAGAUAACAGUGUCUUAAAAAAACGAAAAAGAAUACAUAAAGAUGGCGAAUAUGGUGUUUCUCGAGGAAUUGAUUUUAAAGAUGUAGCUUGUAUAUUAAAUUUCGAUCUUCCAACUACUGUAAAAUCAUAUAUACAUCGAUCUGGAAGAACAGCUAGAGCGAAUAAAAGUGGAAUGGUUAUUUCAUUUAUUGUACCAGAAAAACUAUGGGGAAAACAUAAAAGCAUAUUAUUAAAAACUGCGAAAUAUGAUGAAUCUAUAUUUGAAAAGAUAAAAGAAGACCAGGAAAUUAAAGGAAUUACAAUUAAACCUUACAAUUUUAAUAUGGAACAUGUUAAUGCAUUUCGAUAUCGAAUGGAAGAUGCGUUAAGAGCUAUUACAAGGACAGUUAUAAGAGAAGCCCGAGAAAAGGAGUUGAGAAUGGAAGUACUUUCAAAUGAAAAACUCAAGAAAUAUUUCGAUGAAAAUCCGAAUGAUUUACAACAGCUUCGACAUGAUAAAGAGCUUCAUCCAACAAGAAUUCAACCACACCUUAAACAUGUACCAAAUUAUUUACUACCAAAAAAAGAAAGGAUAAAUAUUACAGAAAAUAUUGGACAUGUUAGUUUUCAUAAAAAAAAUAUGAAUCGAAUCAAUAAAGUUCGUGUUUCUAAUCUUAAAAAAAGAACAAAGUAUUUUAAGAAUAAAAAUGAUCCUUUAAAAUCCUUUAAAGUAUAUUAA